Molecule: messenger RNA, 6397 nt
Organism: Carcharodon carcharias (great white shark)
Lineage: Eukaryota; Metazoa; Chordata; Chondrichthyes; Lamniformes; Lamnidae
Product: tensin-3-like
Exons: 32
Coding region: 410-5356 (1648 amino acids)
Biological process (GO): dephosphorylation
Molecular function (GO): phosphatase activity; protein binding
Source: RefSeq, a predicted model, not a curated record
ACCUCCACCUCUUCCAGAGGCAAAGGCUUCACUUUUACCCUUCUUUGCACCUGUCGCCCACGGAGCAACGUGAGGAGUCGCAUUUAAGGAGAAAUUCGGAGAGAGAGAGAGAGAAGAAACCGACCACCGAAUCCUGACUGUAAAGCCAAAGCCCCCUCCCCCUUCCUUUUUGGUUUCCUGUUUGCCCAGAGUUUGCGGCAAUUCCCGCAGCCCUGCUCCUCGGGCAUUCACCCAAACACACAGCCCACAAAGAGCAGGGCAAACUCCACGUGAAGCGAACACGCCGGGAAACGACUGAACCUUGAGCUGACCAAUGCCUGCCUUGUGGCAUCAGUUUGGCGCUGGAGCGAGUUUGGUUGUUGUGAACGGCGCUUAACUCCGGGGGAAGGGCUGCACAAGUUCUUCAAUAAUGGAGGAGGCUGCUGGGCGCCCUUGGAGUAGGCGCUUUGCUUGUCCCGCUUGUUUGGUGGUUUUCUGUAAUUUGGAGGAAAUGCAUUUUCAUUCCAAGCUCUUUCACCAGCUUCAUCUAACUGCCAGCCAGGAAGAAACCGUCCCAAAGCACCUAGGAGAACAGCUUCCAAUCUUUGUGCCUGAAGAGUUAGUUUCCAGUUCCCAUACGUUCAAGAGUAAGGCUUUCAAAAAGCCAAAAACCUGCAGCAUCUGCAAACAGCUCAUCAGCAGCAGUCAAGGCCUUUCAUGCAGAGUUUGCAAGUAUGCGUGUCACAAGAAAUGUGAGUCAAAGGUUGUGACACCGUGCUUGCCACCAGUCAACUAUGAGCUGCCUGAUAACUCGGAUGCAUUUGUAUGCCAUGUAACCAGUCCGGCUUCAAACAGUUUUCUGAAGAGCUCAUCUUUCAGUCACAAUAACUCUUCUCAGAGUGUAGAAUCGGGCAACAUUAUGGAGGAGGGUUAUGAGCUUGAUCUGACUUAUAUUACUGAGCGCAUCAUCGCUGUAUCUUUCCCUGCUGGCUGUUCAGAAGAGACAUAUUUCCAUAACCUACAGGAUGUAACACGGAUGCUGAAAUCCAAACAUGGAGAUAAUUAUUUGGUAUUCAACCUUUCCGAAAGGAGGUAUGACCUUGCCAAGCUUAAUUCUAAGGUGAUGGAUGUAGGUUGGCCUGACCUUCAUGCGCCACCACUAGAUAAAAUGUGUACCAUAUGCAAAUCAAUGGAGACGUGGCUAAACAGUGACCCACUUCAUGUGGUGGUUAUCCAUUGCAGAGGAGGCAAAGGGAGAAUCGGAGUGGUUAUUUCAUCUUACAUGCACUUCACCAACAUUUCUGCAAGUGCUGAUCAAGCUCUUGACAGGUUUGCUAUGAAGAAGUUCUAUGAUGAUAAAGUUUCUGCCUUAAUGCAGCCAUCACAAAAGCGGUAUGUCCAUUUUUUAAACGGUCUGCUGUCUGGUUCGGUGAAAAUGAACACCACUCCCUUGUUUCUGCACUUUGUCAUUUUGCAUGGCAUUCCCAGCUUUGAUACUGGAGGAGUUUGCCGCCCAUUUCUAAAGAUUUACCAAGCAAUGCAACCAGUCUACACAUCAGGAAUCUAUAAUGUUGGGCCAGAAAAUCAGAGCAGAAUUUGCAUUUCGAUAGAGCCAGCCCAGCUGCUGAAAGGUGAUAUAAUGGUUAAAUGCUACCACAAGAAGUACCGUUCUGCAACGAGAGAUGUUAUAUUCCGGCUUCAGUUUCACACAGGCUCUAUCCAAGGUUUUGGGUAUGUGUUUGGGAAGGAGGACCUGGACAAUGCCAAUAAAGAUGACAGGUUUCCUGAAUAUGGGAAGAUUGAACUGGUAUUCUCAGCAAGUCCAGAGAAAAUACAAGGUUCUGAGCAUCUCCAGAAUGAUCAUGGUGUAACUGUGGAUUAUAACACUGCUGAUCCAUUGAUCCGAUGGGAUUCAUAUGAGACGCUCACCGCUGAUGGGGAAGUGUCACACACCCAAGGGCCAAUUGAUGGAAGUCUGUAUGCCAAGGUACGAAAGAAAAGCUCUUCUGAGGGCAACAUUCCUAUUGGUGGUGCUCACGCGACUACGGGACCUGACCAAAUUGACCACACUCUGUCAGUCAGCAGUGACUCUGGGAACUCCACAGCCUCCAUAAGAACAGACCGGACAGAGGAGCACUUGCCACCAGGUGUUAAGCGAGGCCUAAGCCUGCAAGAGAAAGCUGAGUUGGACAGGCUUUUAAGUGGAUUUGGGCUGGAGAAUUCUGUACAGUUGAAGGAUAUGACUGAAACAAAAGUAAAAUACAGUGGAGUACGUCACAUUGUACCAGUUCAAGUUCAUGUGAAUGGUGAACUGAAAGCCAAGGACAGAGAGACUGAUAUUUUAGAUGAUGAAAUGCCAAAUCAUGACCUGCAUAGUGUGGACAGCAUAGGGACACUUUCCUCUUCAGAAGGCCAACCGUCAAACAAUUUGGGAAACUUCAGUUUUCACAAGAGCAGUCAGAACUCUUUGCUAUCAGAUGGUUUUGGAAGCAACACUGGAGAUGAUCUGCAUAAUGCUGUUGUACCUGACCUUGGAAUAGGCACAGAAACAGUGUAUGACAGAACAUUUGUUGGAGUUACUGAGGGAAAGAACACCUUUCAACGACCAAGAAACCCUUCACUGUCUGCACAACCACAGGGUUAUAACCAAAGCAAUUAUUCAACUCAAACCUGGGUGCGGCAACAGCAAAUGGUUGCUGCUCAACAGUAUGCCUAUCCAGCAGAAAAUGACUUGAGGAUUGCAAUGGUGGGCACUGGAGAAGAUCAGAGCCGAACACAAACAACAUCUAAACUUCCUGAUACUCCUGCAAGAGGGUCUAGCAGUAGAGAUGCUGUGCAGAGGGGGCUUAGCACAUUAUCAGGAGACAGUAAGUUACAAGACCACCAAACCCCUGAAGUCUUGUUUGAACAUGAAAAUCAAGGUCUCAAACCUGCUGAGGUUGAUCAGACUGCUGAAGGUGCAGGGUUGGGAUCUAAAAAGCAAGAUUUGUCUACGUCCCCAACUUUGGAUAUUGAUCAGUCAAUUGAACAGCUUAAUAAGCUGAUAAUGGACCUAGAUCCUACGUUUGUCCCAAUUCCAACACGUGUUAAUUCUGUAAAUAAAGGCGCUCUUCUCAAGAAAGAUGUAAACCUGCAAGGAAGCAACAGUGUGAAUCCAAUGGCCCAAGAACAAACUGAAAGGAUCUCUGGAGUUGACUGCCAACAAGGUGUGCAAGCGGAUGAAGGUCACAUAACAUUAGGAAGGGCAAGGAAAUGGAGCAUUGGACAAUAUGAACAAGAUGAUGCUCAGCUGUUGUAUGAUCAAAGUGGAUGGAUGAAAUCCUCUGCCCCUUGCCACUCCGUGUCCACUGCAACAUUCAGCACAACUAACCAGUCAGGGGAGUUAAACAUAUCAGGAUGUAGCAUUGGCCAGGAUGAGGUGGAUGGCAGAUUGUUAAACUCUUCCUCUGGAAAUGAAGUGGUUCCUCCCACACCAGCGUUUCCUGUGUCACCACCUACUCCAUAUGUGAAAGUUAUGAAGAACUUUUCUGCACUUUCUGUGCAUGGAGUUGGGGAACAGAGCAACAACAUUUCAGAUGGCUACGGAGCAACUCAAGAAAUCCGAAGUUACAUGGAAGGCAUCAACAACCAUUCAGUAGUGCGUUCGGACAGCACUGUGGUGACAAACCCUAUUCUGUACGGCAGUGAUGCUUCAAUGACUAAUCCAUCUUUGCAGCGACCUUUUGGCUCAGUGUGCUCAGUUUCCACCAACAGCCAAGUCUCCAAGACAAACAGGUGGGACAUCUUAAAAACUACAUUCAGUAGCCCACCUGCCUGGUCAGAGAGUGCCCAGAAAGGUGUGCCACCAGUAACGGGGACUAGCAGAUCAACAGAAAGCUACCUUGGUUCCUCAGAGUUUGGUGUUAACUUGGGAAGUCCACCACAGGAGGCCUCUAUCGUGUCACAGUUUUCUUCUCCGGGAUCACAAGUUGUCUCUCCAAACAACCACUCUAUUCACAUGAGUAAUCCUGAGAGCCUCACUUCAAACCUACAACAAGAUAGUGCUGGAGGAACCCCUACGUUGCAUCAUUUGGCUGCAGAUUCCAGUAACCAGGGUUACCAGCACUACAGUGUCAGCAGUGGACAUCAGUAUGAUGGAGAACAAGCCACACUAUCUAGUCUUUCUAUCAGAUCAAACAACACCACUUCAAACAUGAACUCCUCGGCGACUGGUUUCCUGGGUAAUGGUAGUCUGCAAGAGGGAGUACUUACAGCAGUUAGUGGGCAGGCACAAAGCAAUGCAACACUAAUGAAUGAUGCUUUGAGUCUGAAUGUGCACCCUCCACUGCCAGAGAAGAAAAGGAUUUCUGAGGGGGAUCAUUCAUUUACCUCCAUCUCACCAGCUUCAAGUGGCUUUUCAAGUCCUCACAGUGGAAGUACAAUCAGCAUUCCAUUCCCCAGUGUCCUUCCUGACUUUUCUAAAGUCGUAAAUACUUCUGUUGUACGAGUUCCAGAUACUGCUUUCUCAUCUGACAAACAUGUCACUGUAAAAUUCGUGCAAGACACAUCCAAAUUUUGGUAUAAGCCAGAGAUAUCACGUGAACAAGCCAUUGCAUUACUAAAGGACAAGGAGCCAGGGUCAUUCAUUGUUCGGGACAGCCACUCUUUCCGAGGUGCCUAUGGAUUGGCAAUGAAAGUUGCUACACCUCCAGCUUCUGUGCUUCAGCAAAGCAAGAAAGUGGGAGACUUAUCGAAUGAGCUGGUCAGACAUUUCCUGAUUGAAUGUACCCAGAAAGGAGUCCGAUUAAAGGGUUGCCCCAACGAACCAUACUUUGGGAGUCUGACUGCAUUGGUUUAUCAACAUUCCAUCACACCACUGGCAUUGCCUUGCAAGUUACUCAUCCCUGACAGAGAUCCUUUAGAAGAUGGAACAGAUGCUUCUGCCCAAGCUGCUACUAACUCUGCUGCAGAACUAUUAAAGCAAGGGGCAGCAUGUAAUGUGUGGUAUUUAAAUUCUGUGGACAUGGAGUCUCUGACAGGCCAUCAAGCAAUCCAGAAAGCAACAUCAGAAACAUUGAUGCAAACUCCAUCUCCAGCCUCCACUGUUGUACAUUUUAAAGUCUCUGCCCAAGGCAUUACGCUGACUGACAAUCAAAGAAAGCUAUUCUUCAGAAGACAUUAUGCUGUCAACACAGUGAUUUUCUGUGCCUUGGACCCACUAGAAAGGAAGUGGACAAAAGAUAGUGCCUCAGCAAAAAUCUUUGGAUUUGUGGCAAGGAAACAAGGAAGUGCCACUGAUAAUGUCUGCCACCUGUUUGCCGAACAUGACCCUGAGCAGCCUGCCAGUGCUAUUGUGAACUUUGUAUCAAAAGUCAUGAUAGGAUCGCAAAAGAAGUAAAUAGAUUCUGCUGCCAGACCCUAUUUUGAGAAGAAUGACCCUCUUUUUAAAACAAACUAAGAAAAAAAAAACUGCAGGACGACAAUAAUUUGGAGCAAUAACAGGUCAUGUUUGGAAGGUUUGUAUAUGUUGAAUGAUGGUAAGAGCAGGUUUGAUUUCUUUUAAAGGGGAGCAGGGAUGUGAACUUUAGAGAAUAACUGGUCUUUCAGACAGUCAGAAAAGAUAUUUCGUUUCUGUGAUUAUUUGUUAUCAUUUGGUUUUAUUUGUUGAGGUGAAGGGUCAAUGCUUAGUUUUAUUUUUUUACUGUCUUGAGCUGGUUGAGAUAAAGCAGUUUUAAAAAUAGACCAAUCAGGAAAAAAAACACUCAUAAUUUAUAUUUAUUUGACACAAUAUCCUGAAUAGAUGGCAGCUAAUCUGAUGAUUGUACAAUACAAACACAUUUAGGUAAAUGUGCUCAAUCACAGUUUGGCUGUCAAUUUUGUGUUACUAAGCAUUCUUGGAGGUGCAUGCCAUUCUAUAUUGUGUGCAACACCUUGUGUAUCAUUCCAGAAUCACUGGCAUUUUAGUACAAGUAGGAUAGAUAUUAAGGUUUAUGUAGAACUAUUUUAUAUCACUGCAAUUUUUUUUUUACAAUCUACACAACUAUAUACAGUUGGGUAUGAAAUUCUUGCCAAAGACAUACCAUUUAACCAGCACUUUGAACUACCGUGUAAACGUGAGUUCAGUGAAUGAAUUCCACCCUUUCCCUUCUAUUAAACCACUGUAUCCUACCCAUGUGUUGCUUCCAGUGUUAACUAAUUGUGAAAAUGCCAAAAUACAAGUAUGAGUUUUCACUUUGACCAAUAAUAUGUAUUAUCAAAAUUAUCAUUUUACUCAUAACUGUCUGCUUUGGCUAUUCUGUAUUUUGUAGUAUUCUUCUAAGCAUUCUGUAAAAAAAAACUUGUACUCAUUAUGUAAAUGAAUUAUGUUCUAUAAUUCUUUGUAUAGUCCUUUUCCAUCCUUUGAAACACAAUCUAUUAAAAUUAUAAUAAAUACAAUAAA